CCGCCCUGACGCCGGCAGCUCGUUUAAAAGCCGCUGUUCCCGCUCAUUCCGCCUCGGUCUGUCAACACGGAGCAGACCCGCGAGCUACGAUGGCCAGAACCAAGCAGACCGCCCGGAAGUCCAUCGGAGGAAAACCUCCCCAGAAGCCGCUGCUGGCCAGAGCCGCCCGGAAGAGCGCCCCGCCCGCCGGCGGACAGAAGAAGCCCCGCCGCUUCCGGCCCGGUACCGUGGCUCUGAGGGAGAUCCGCCGCUACCAGAAGUCCACCGAGCUGCUGAUCCUCAAGCUGCCCUUCCAGCGCCUGGUGAAGGAGAUCGCUCAGGACUUAAAGACCGACCUGCGCUUCCAGAUGUCCGCCAUCCUCGCGCUGCAGGAGUCCUGCGAGGCGUACCUGGUCGGCCUGUUCGAGGACACCAACCUGUGCGCCAUCCACGCCAAGAGGGUCACCAUCAUGCCCAAGGACAUCCAGCUGGCCCGCCGCAUCCGCGGAGAGCACCCUUAGAGUCCAGCACUGACCUGGGACCAGCCCAGAGGACAACCAGCGGCUCUUAAAGAGCGAGCCGCGGGUCCUGUCACGUUGCACGACGUCCCCCCAGACACAGAUUCAAUGGACAGUGUAUCAGCACAGAGGAGAGGGACGUGUAUUUAUUAUUUAUAGGAGGUUCACAUGCAAAUUUAAGUUUUUUGGUUUAUAUUAAAUCCUCGUGAAACGUGUCCUGUGUCGUGUGGACUUUGCAAUA
Molecule: messenger RNA, 738 nt
Organism: Pseudoliparis swirei
Lineage: Eukaryota; Metazoa; Chordata; Actinopteri; Perciformes; Liparidae
Product: histone H3.1-like
Exons: 1
Coding region: 90-500 (136 amino acids)
Cellular component (GO): nucleosome
Molecular function (GO): DNA binding; structural constituent of chromatin; protein heterodimerization activity
Source: RefSeq, a predicted model, not a curated record